UACUUUUAGGAACAGAGGGAGUACUGUAUUAGCCACUUUCAUAGGUGAUAACGAAGUCAACAAUGCUGUUCAACUUUAGAUAACAUUUCAUCAAUCACUAGUCACAAUAAUACUAGUAUUUUAGAUUUCUUUUUCAGUGGUAAAUUAUUUACAUAAAUGUUAAUGGAUUUUUUUCCCAGUCCACUAGCACUCCCCUCUUUCCAAAACAUGCUUUUCUGAUAAAGAUAAACACUCAUUUUAGUCAUUUAUCACCAAAAACAUGUAUUUUAACGAAUUUUAAUCAAUUAAAAAUAAGAAAGUUGGUGUUGUUCAUUCACGGAAUCUAUGGAAGUUCAUUUUUGGCACACGCGCAAACAUUUUCUAGAAAGAAGUAUAUUUACAGAUAGAAGAGAUGCUAAAUUUUAUGUAUUUUCUUACUAAUAAAAAGAGGGACAGACAGAUUUCUCAAAAAAAGGAAGAAAACAGGUCACAUGGCUCCUCACGUUCCUCGGGUCUCUCUAUAUUACUGUGUGCCUUGGCGUCAAGAUUCCCUUGGACCCUCCACUUCAAUUCAUUUCCGUUUCUCUGAUAUCUAAAGUUUCUGGGUUUCUCCUCCUCCAUUCUCAUUCUCAGACACAAAGUAUUCUCUGAAAUUUGUUUUUUUUUCUUUUCCUUUCUCAAAUUCAAACCUCUGAGUUUUUUAGGUGGGUCUUCGUCAAACUUUGUCUUUCCAAAAAAAGGACGCCUGAAUUUAAUAAUCUUCAGACAACAUUGUCCGCUUCGGCUCCUUUUUAAAACAAAACAAAACAGACUCUUUUUCUGUAAAUCUCAGACCUUUGACCAUGGACGGUGCCGGAGACGACGGCAAUGGUUCGGUCGGAGUACAGAUCCGACAAACCCGGAGACUCCCGGAUUAUCUCCAGAGCGUGAAUCUCAAGUACGUGAAGCUAGGCUACCACUACGUAAUCUCAAACCUCUUGACCCUCUGUCUACUCCCCCUCGCCGUCGUCAUCUCCGUCCAAGCCUCCCACGACGAUCUCCGCCACCUCUGGCUCCACCUCCAGUACAAUCUCGUCAGCAUCAUCACCUGCUCCGCCAUCCUCGUCUUCGGUUUAACCGUCUACGUCAUGACCCGACCCCGACCCGUUUACCUCGUCGACUUCUCCUGCUACCUCCCUCCCGAUCACCUCAAAGCUCCCUUCUCCCGCUUCAUGGCCCACUCUCGCCUCACCGGAGACUUCGACGACUCUGCCCUCGAGUUCCAGCGCAAGAUCCUCCAGCGCUCUGGUUUGGGAGAAGACACUUACGUCCCCGAGGGGAUGCACCACGUCCCGCCGAGGAUCUCCAUGGCCGCCGCGAGAGAAGAAGCUGAGCAAGUCAUGUUCGGUGCCUUGGAUAGCCUCUUCGAAAACACUAAUAUAAAUCCCAAGGAUAUUGGGAUUCUUGUUGUCAACUGUAGUCUCUUUAACCCGACUCCUUCCUUGUCUGCGAUGAUCGUGAACAAGUAUAAGCUUAGAGGGAACAUUAGAAGUUAUAAUCUCGGCGGGAUGGGAUGCAGCGCGGGGGUUAUCGCGGUUGAUUUGGCGAAAGAUAUGUUGUUGGUGCAUAGGAAGACUUACGCGGUUGUUGUGUCCACGGAGAACAUAACUCAGAACUGGUACUUCGGUAAUAAUAAAGCGAUGUUGAUACCGAACUGCUUGUUUCGUGUCGGUGGCUCUGCGGUUUUGCUGUCUAACAAGUCUAGCGACAAGAGGAGGUCUAAGUACAGGCUUUCGCAUGUGGUCAGGACGCACCGCGGAGCGGACGAUAAGGCUUUCCGCUGCGUGUAUCAAGAACAGGACGAUACGGGAAGAACGGGUGUUUCUUUGUCCAAAGAUCUGAUGGCGAUAGCCGGGGAGACUCUCAAGACCAAUAUCACCACGUUGGGGCCUCUUGUGUUGCCGAUAAGCGAGCAGAUUCUUUUUUUUACAACUCUGGUUGUGAAGAAGCUUUUCAACGGUAAGGUGAAACCGUAUAUUCCGGAUUUCAAGCUUGCGUUCGAGCAUUUCUGUAUCCAUGCUGGUGGAAGAGCUGUGAUCGAUGAGUUGGAGAAGAAUCUGCAGCUUUCGCCGGUUCACGUCGAGGCUUCGAGGAUGACUCUUCAUAGGUUUGGGAACACGUCUUCGAGUUCGAUUUGGUAUGAGUUGGCUUACAUUGAGGCGAAAGGAAGGAUGAGGAGAGGUAAUCGUGUGUGGCAGAUUGCGUUUGGGAGUGGUUUUAAAUGUAACAGUGCGGUUUGGGAAGCUUUGAGGAAUGUGAAACCUUCUAAGAACAGUCCAUGGGAAGAUUGUAUUGACAAGUAUCCAGUAACUUUAAGUUAUUAGGCUUCGUUUUGAGCAACUUUGAGAGACUCUUAUGUAGUAUCAAAUGGUUGUUUCGUUAACAAAAAAAAAAAGACGUUAGAUUUGAUCUUUGACAAUGUCAAUGUUCUGUUGUUUUUACUAUGUUUUGAGAGGUUUUGUGGUGUCUUAGUCACCUUUCUUGAGAAGUUGAGCUCAUGAGUUCAGAUCUUAGUUGUGUAAUGAUGAAUUCACAAUUUAAAAAA
This is a messenger RNA of Brassica rapa (field mustard), 2563 nucleotides long. Its product is annotated as 3-ketoacyl-CoA synthase 4. Gene Ontology annotation, cellular component: membrane. Gene Ontology annotation, biological process: fatty acid biosynthetic process. Lineage: Eukaryota; Viridiplantae; Streptophyta; Magnoliopsida; Brassicales; Brassicaceae. The record is from RefSeq and is a predicted model, not a curated record. Gene Ontology annotation, molecular function: acyltransferase activity, transferring groups other than amino-acyl groups.